Thermothelomyces thermophilus ATCC 42464 is the source of this 2323-nucleotide messenger RNA. RefSeq names its product dihydroxy-acid and 6-phosphogluconate dehydratase-like protein. Gene Ontology annotation, molecular function: dihydroxy-acid dehydratase activity. Gene Ontology annotation, biological process: branched-chain amino acid biosynthetic process. NCBI's taxonomy places the organism in Eukaryota, Fungi, Ascomycota, Sordariomycetes, Sordariales, Chaetomiaceae. Gene Ontology annotation, cellular component: mitochondrion. The coding region runs from base 125 to 2005 and encodes 626 amino acids. The record is from RefSeq and is a predicted model, not a curated record. The transcript has 5 exons.
CUUUAUUUAGGUCGUCGGGCUGAUAUCGCGCUUCGUCGACGCUCGCCCUCUAAAGCGGUGAUCGCUUUCUUACAGAAAAAAACAACCCAAUCAACAAUACUGACUCCCUACCUCUUCCAUCAGCAUGGCUCCUCAUGCAAACGAGGCCCCGGUGGGCCAGAAUGACCAUCCCGAUCGGAACCUGCCCAAGCCUGGCGAUUACCUCCAGUUCGACUGCCUUCCCCCGGGCGGUCCCCUCAACCGUUGGUCCCAAGUCUUGACGAGAGGACAUGAUUUCCCCGGUGCCCAGGCCAUGCUCUAUGCCGCCGGCGUUCCCAACAGGGACAUGAUGAAGAAUGCGCCCCAGGUGGGCAUCGCGACGGUGUGGUGGGAAGGGAAUCCGUGCAACACGCAUCUGCUCGAACUUGGCAACAUCGUCAAGAAGUCGGUCGAGCAGCAGAAGAUGCUCGCGUGGCAGUACAACACCAUCGGCGUCUCGGAUGGCAUUACAAUGGGCGGAGACGGGAUGAAGUUUUCGCUACAGACGCGAGAGAUCAUCGCCGACAGUAUCGAAACGGUGACCUGUGCGCAGCGCCACGACGCCAACAUCAGCAUCCCGGGCUGCGACAAGAACAUGCCCGGCGUCGUCAUGGCAGCUGCCCGCCACAACCGGCCCUUCCUCAUGAUCUACGGCGGCACCAUCCGCAAGGGCCACUCCUCGCUCCUCGACAAGGAGAUCAACAUCUCGACGUGUUACGAGGCCUCGGGCGCCUACAUGUACAACCGCCUGGAGGCCAAGUGCAAGAUGCCCUCGGGCGCCGACGCCACCCCGAGCGACGUCAUGGAAGACAUCGAGAGGCACGCGUGCCCCGGCGCGGGCGCCUGCGGCGGCAUGUACACGGCCAACACGAUGGCGACGGCCAUCGAGGCCAUGGGGCUGACCCUGCCCGGAUCGUCGUCCUUCCCGGCAACGUCCCCGGAGAAGCGCCGCGAAUGCGAGCGCGCGGCCGAGGCCAUCCGCACGUGCAUGGAGAAGGACAUACGGCCGCGCGACCUCAUGAGCCGGGCCGCGUUCGAGAACGCGCUCGUCGUCAGCAUCGUCCUCGGCGGCAGCACCAACGCGGUCCUGCACUUCCUGGCCAUGGCCAACACGGCCGACGUCCCGCUCACCCUCGACGACAUCGACCGCACCUCCAACCGGACCCCUCUCCUCGCCGACCUCGCGCCGUCGGGGCGGCACUACAUGGAAGACCUGUACGCCGUCGGCGGCACCCCCGCCGUGCUCAAGACGCUCAUCGCCCACGGGCUCAUCGACGGGUCCGUCCCCACCGUGACGGGCAAGACGCUGGCCGAGAACGUGCGCGACUGGCCGUCGCUGCCCGAGGGCCAGAAGAUCCUCCGGCCCCUGUCGGACCCGAUCAAGAAGACAGGCCACAUCCGGGUGCUCCGGGGCAACCUCUCGCCCGGCGGCGCGGUGGCCAAGAUCACGGGCAAGGAGGGCCUGUCGUUCACGGGCGCGGUGCGCACGUUCGACAAGGAGCACGAGCUCAGCGACGCGCUCGCCCGCGGGGCCAUCCGGCCCGACGCCGGCAACCUGGUCCUGAUCGUCCGGUACGAGGGCCCCAAGGGCGGGCCCGGCAUGCCCGAGCAGCUCAAGGCCAGCGCGGCCAUCAUGGGCGCCGGCCUGCGCAACGUCGCCCUCGUCACCGACGGCCGCUACAGCGGCGCCAGCCACGGCUUCAUCGUCGGCCACGUCGUCCCCGAGGCCGCCGUCGGCGGGCCUGUCGCCCUCGUCCGCGACGGCGACGUCGUCACCAUCGACGCCGUCGCCAACCGCAUCGACGUCGUCGAGAUCCCCGGCGUCGGAAAGGGCCCGGAGGCCGUCGCCGCCGAGUUUGACCGCCGGAGGAAGGAGUGGAAGCCCCCCAAGAUGAAGCCCAUGCGCGGCGUGCUGGCCAAGUACGCCCGGCUGGUCGGCGAUGCCAGCCACGGGGCCGUGACGGACGUGGGCGAGUCAGCAUGGUAAAAAGAGAGAAGAAAAAGGCCAAAGAACAAACAAUUGGUCAUUUCUUUUUUUUCUCCUUUCUUCCUUGUUUCUUUGUUGUGGUCUUGUGGGGAUGGCAGGUUGGUUGGGGGGGAAAAGGGGGUUGGGGGGCCGGGGUGGAUGGGCAAGGGAUUCAUCAUCUCCAAAGACUGGGUAAAGGUUGUCCUGGCUACCUACCACACGGUGCAUCAAAGUAUGAGACCGCUAUACAAGUAUGCAUUGCAUAGAUGACGGUAGACGGACGGGUAGACGGGGUUUUAUUGAAAAAGAGGUCACAGCAUGGAUCUCAACCCAUCACAC